Messenger RNA from Budorcas taxicolor (takin), 1779 nucleotides. RefSeq names its product tetratricopeptide repeat domain 24 (gene TTC24). NCBI's taxonomy places the organism in Eukaryota, Metazoa, Chordata, Mammalia, Artiodactyla, Bovidae. Gene Ontology annotation, molecular function: protein binding. The transcript is spliced from 10 exons. The record is from RefSeq and is a predicted model, not a curated record. The coding region runs from base 1 to 1779 and encodes 592 amino acids.
AUGUCUUCCCUCAACACCGAGGAUACCCCCCAAGAACCCUCGCUCUCGUCCUCAAGCUCCAAGAAGAAAAAGAAGAAAAGAAAGUGGCCUCAGCAAGAGGCCACCAUCCAAGCCCUCACCAGGGCUGGCCACAGGGCCCUAUUGGCUGGCCGGAACCAUGAGGCCUUGACCAGCUUCCAGAGGGCCUUCCUCCUGGCUUCCAAGUCACCAAAAACCAGAGACACCCCUGUUCUCCAGGCCUGUGCCUUCAACCUUGGGGCCGCCUACGUGGAGACUGGGGACCCAGCCAGAGGCCUUGAGCUGCUCCUAUGUGCUCACCCUCAAGAGACGGCCCAGGGCGGGUAUCAUGGCGACCAGUGUUUCAAUGUGGCUUUGGCCUACCAUGCCCUGGGUGACCUGCCUCAAGCUUUGGCCUGGUACCACAAGGCCCUGUGCCACUACCAGCCACUAGGUGACCAGGGACAAGCCCAGGCAAAAAUGGGAGCCUGCUACCGAGCUCUGGGACAGCCUGGGCUAGCAGCCCACUGCCUGCAAGAAGCAAGCCGGGCCUAUGCCCAAGCAGGGCAGCCCCAGGCUGCAGCCCUGACAUUGGGGGCUGCGGCGGGGUGUAUGCUGAAGAGCGGGCAGCAUGGGGUGGGUGAAGUCAUGCAGGUGCUGGAGGAAAGUCGGAGGCUUGCUGAGAGAAGCACUGAGCGGGGACUCCUGGGGCAACUCUAUAACGAUCUAGGCCUGGGCUACUCCCAGCUCCAGCUGUUCCCGCUAGCAGUAGAGGCCUUCCUGCAAGCCCUGCCCCUGUGCCGGGAGCCAGGAGAGGAGGCCACAGUGCUAAGGAACCUUGGGAUGGCCCACAAUGCCCUCGGCAACUAUCAGGAAGCCCGGGAGUUCCACCAGAAGGCUGCUGACCUGCACGGCUCUGUGGGGCAGCGGAGGGAGCAGGGCUGGAGCUUUGGCAGCCUGGCAUUUGCAGUGAGCCAGCUGGGAGACCACAAGGCCGCCAGAGACAACUACCUACAUGCCCUGCAGGCUGCCCGGGACACUGGGGACGUGAAGGGGCAAUGGCAGGCCUGUGAGGGUCUGGGGGCUGCUGCAGCCAGACUGGGACAGCAUGACCAGGCUCUGAAGUACUAUAAGGAAGCGCUGGCCCGGUGUCCGGAGUCAGAUUCUGUGCGAGAGCGGCUGGUGGCCAAGCUGACAGAUGCCGUAAGGACCCACUUGGCCUGGGGUGGGCUGCUUCCAACUCACACCCUGACCUCAGCUCCAGGGAGAUCCCUGGCUCCAGGUGGAGCCAGCCUGAUGGAAGGGACCCCAGCCAGGGUAGGCAGGGGCACACCAGGAGUGCAGCAUAGAUCUUCCGGUGGGUGGGAAGAUGAGUUAGAGGAAGGCCACGAGGGGAAAGAGGAAGAGUCGGUGAAUGUUCCCACGACAACUCGGGCACCAAGGCUGGAGGGCCCAAGACCCAAGGCCCAUCUCUCAUUUGGAGGCCAAGGCCCCCUCAGAAUGGAGAACUCUGGCCUUCUGGUACCCAAUGGGCCCCGUGGCAAUAGCAGUCUGCACAACCUUCACCCAGCUCUGGAGGUCCAGAGUGUCCCCCGCCUUCUGCAUGGCCUGAGUGUAGACCUCAGUGAAAGGGAGAAUCCUGCUGAAUGGGGGAACACACGGCUUCAGCAUACUCCCCACUGCCCUGGAGCCCACCAGCAGAGGUCAUUCAAACAGCCCAGGGAACGCCCUGGCAGGAACCCUCAGAGAUCCAUGGAGUCUGGCUUCUGCAUAAUCAUGUGA